AGUUACAGUGACAGCAGCAUGAAAUUUUGAACCAUUUUGUUUACUUAUUUAGAUUUUUAACUUUGUUUUUAAUUUAAACCAUAUCCUUGUACAAAAGAUCUUACAGCUAUUUAUAAUUUAAAGAAAACGUGUUAAGGCAUCACCAUGUUUGGAGAAAAAGUAAUAGAACUUAUAAAAGAAGCUGAAAGAAAUCCAGACACCAUGGACCCCUUUAACGACGAGAAACUUCGACAGAUAUUGGAAGAGAUGCAAUUGUUGUUUAAAAUGAACAUGAAUGAUGCAAAUGCUACAAGUGAAAACAGGUCUCUGUGGACAACAGUACAAGUGAGACAUGCAGCAUUAGAGAGAAACAAAAGAUGUCUCCUCGCAUACCUCUAUAGCCGCAUGAAUAAAAUAAAAACUCUGCGCUGGGAGUUUGGAUCCGUCUUACCUCCAGAUAUAAGAGAACUGUUGUCCGAUGAAGAAUACCAGUGGUUCUCAAAAUACUCCACAAAUCUCGCCACAUAUAUGAGAUCUCUUGGACAAGAUAUAGGUUACAGUGGUAUUGAUCUGACAGAGAACCUGAAGCCUCCAAAAUCCUUGUUCAUAGAAGUGUUGUGUGUGGUGGACUACGGUAAACUAGAAUUAGAUGACGGUGAUGUCAUCAUGCUGAAGAAAAACAGCAGACACUUUCUGCCUACCUCUGAGUGUCAGACACUUAUACGUCAAGGAGUACUUAAACAGAUUACAUAACAGUUAUUAUUAGUAGUUAGGUUAUUUAGUGAAAUCGGUAGUAAUAAAUACUUUUGUAAUUUAA
Molecule: messenger RNA, 796 nt
Organism: Plutella xylostella (diamondback moth)
Lineage: Eukaryota; Metazoa; Arthropoda; Insecta; Lepidoptera; Plutellidae
Product: DNA replication complex GINS protein PSF1
Biological process (GO): DNA strand elongation involved in mitotic DNA replication; DNA replication
Cellular component (GO): GINS complex
Source: RefSeq, a predicted model, not a curated record